UCCCGUCACCUCCCUCCGCAACAUCGCAGACGCAGGCUACCAACUUCCCUUUGCGGCGCCUACAUAUAAACACCCGGCUUCGCAUCCCCCAUUUCCUUCAUCCACUCCGCCAUUUGAUCCCUUCCUGUCAGUAUCCCUUGUCACACCCCACGACACCCUGCUUCCAAGCGCAACGCUGUUUCCAAGCCUGACUCUCCGACACCUGAUCAACCGUUCCCCACGAGUGCCGUCUCUUUACUGUCACCAACAACGUCAACGUCAACGUCAACGUCAACCAUCAUGCAUCGUACAUACUCCAUGCGCCAGACAAGGGCGCCCACCGCCUCUCAACUCCAGAAUCCUCCCCCGCCUCCCUCUACCACAAAGUCCGGUCGCCUGUUUCGUGGUGGCUUUGGCCAUGCCCUCCGCCACAAGUCUGCCGGUGCUUUCGGGCCAGACCUCGCCAAGAAGCUGUCACAGUUGGUGAAGAUGGAGAAGAAUGUUAUGCGCAGCCUUGAACAAGUGGCUAGAGAGCGUAUGGAAGUUGCUCAACAACUCUCAAUAUGGGGCGAGGCUUGUGAUGAAGACGUGUCCGAUGUCACCGACAAGCUCGGCGUUCUUCUUUACGAGAUUGGUGAGCUUGAAGACCAAUAUGUCGACCGAUACGACCAAUACCGUGUGACAAUCAAGAGCAUCCGCAACAUUGAGGCUUCGGUUCAACCGAGCCGAGACCGUAAACAAAAGAUCACCGACCAGAUUGCCCAGCUCAAGUACAAGGAGCCCAACUCCCCCAAGAUUGUCGUCCUCGAGCAGGAACUUGUUCGCGCCGAAGCCGAGUCGCUGGUCGCCGAGGCCCAACUAUCCAACAUUACGCGCGAAAAGAUCAAGGCCGCCUACACCUAUCAGUUCGACGCUUUAAGAGAACACUGUGAGAAGGUUGCUAUCAUCGCCGGGUACGGAAAGCAUCUGCUCGAGCUCAUUGAUGACACACCUGUCACCCCGGGCGAGACUCGUGCGGCUUACGACGGUUAUGAGGCUAGCAAGGCCAUCAUUCAGGAUUGUGAGGAUGCCCUAACCAGCUGGGUUACAUCUCAAGCUGCCGUUUCCUCCAAACUGUCCACUCGCGCGCGCACUCUGUCGACACGCCGUAGGAACAACAUCAGAGCGCGUGCCGAGGGAGGCCACGAUUUGUCCGGGCAGGAUGCUCCUUUGAAUGACGACUCGUCAUGGACGCCUGCACACAAUAAGGAGGCGGAGUACACAGAUGAGGAGGAAGAGGACGAUGAUAUCCACCAUUCCGUCACUGGGACCGAUGACGGCUUGAAUGGCGAAACCAGAGGACGUCAACACGAGAGCAUCGUGGCAUAAGAGCAUGAUGCAUUGACUUCAAGUUUAUGUCCCCACAUUCCCCGUUGGUCUCAGAUGACGUUGAGCGUAAAGGUCGUAAUGGCAGUAAUAAGUGAACUUUAACAGUAAGAUAGCGUUGGGAUCGGUGUUUGGGAAUUGGGGAUUGGGGGCUCGGUACUCC
This is a messenger RNA of Colletotrichum destructivum, 1507 nucleotides long. RefSeq names its product Putative AH/BAR domain superfamily, eisosome component PIL1/LSP1. Gene Ontology annotation, biological process: eisosome assembly; endocytosis. The record is from RefSeq and is a predicted model, not a curated record. Lineage: Eukaryota; Fungi; Ascomycota; Sordariomycetes; Glomerellales; Glomerellaceae. Gene Ontology annotation, cellular component: eisosome filament; plasma membrane. Gene Ontology annotation, molecular function: lipid binding. Bases 280 to 1347 code for a protein of 355 amino acids. The transcript is spliced from 5 exons.